Messenger RNA from Hippopotamus amphibius kiboko, 3533 nucleotides. RefSeq names its product N-alpha-acetyltransferase 40, NatD catalytic subunit (gene NAA40). Gene Ontology annotation, molecular function: histone H2A acetyltransferase activity; protein N-terminal-serine acetyltransferase activity; histone H4 acetyltransferase activity. Gene Ontology annotation, cellular component: nucleus. NCBI's taxonomy places the organism in Eukaryota, Metazoa, Chordata, Mammalia, Artiodactyla, Hippopotamidae. The transcript has 8 exons. The record is from RefSeq and is a predicted model, not a curated record. Bases 157 to 1110 code for a protein of 317 amino acids.
GGCGGCGCUGCCACCCACCCGGCUGCCCAGCGGCGUGCUUCUCCCGGGGCAGCGCGGCCGUUGCCAUAGCUACAGACACAGCCUGGCGAGGAGGGGGCGGGCCCGGGCGACGUCAUUCCCAGCGCGACGCAGCUCGGCGCCUCCCGCCUCUUUCGGAUGAGAGACCCUCCGCCCGCCUCCCAGGCUCUCCACCUGCGCGCCCUCCCCCACCCGUCCCCUCCCCGGGCUCUGCGCCGGCGCGGUGCCCGCCGGAGCUCGCGGGGGAGCCCGCGAGGCGCAUGCGCUGUGCGGGGCCCGCCGCCGCUCUGGUGUCGCCGCCGCCGCCGCCGCCGCCGCCUCCCUGCCGGCGAGUGUGGGAAGGAGGAGCUGAGGGUCGCCGCCGCCGCCGCCGCCGCCAUGGGGAGGAAGUCGAGCAAAGCAAAAGAGAAGAAACAGAAGCGGCUGGAGGAGCGAGCAGCCAUGGAUGCUGUCUGUGCCAAAGUGGAUGCUGCCAACAGGCUUGGAGACCCGCUUGAGGCUUUCCCAGUGUUCAAGAAAUAUGACCGGAAUGGGUUAAACGUCUCCAUUGAAUGUAAGCGAGUGUCCGGCCUGGAGCCAGCCACUGUGGAUUGGGCCUUCGACCUGACCAAGACCAACAUGCAGACCAUGUAUGAGCAGAGCGAGUGGGGCUGGAAGGACCGAGAGAAACGCGAGGAAAUGACAGAUGACCGAGCCUGGUACCUCAUCGCUUGGGAAAACAGUUCGGUCCCCGUCGCCUUUUCUCAUUUCCGGUUUGACGUGGAGUGCGGGGAUGAAGUCCUGUACUGCUACGAAGUGCAGUUGGAAAGCAAGGUGCGGCGGAAAGGCCUGGGGAAGUUCCUCAUACAGAUCCUGCAGCUCAUGGCCAACAGCACACAGAUGAAGAAAGUUAUGUUAACGGUAUUUAAGCACAACCAUGGCGCCUACCAGUUCUUCAGAGAAGCACUGCAAUUUGAGAUCGACGACUCUUCCCCAAGCAUGUCCGGUUGCUGUGGGGAGGACUGCUCCUAUGAGAUCCUGAGCCGGAGGACCAAGUUUGGGGACAGCCAGCACUCCCACUCUGGGGGGCACUGUGGUGGCUGCUGCCACUGAACUCCCAAGCUCUCUCCAAGACCUGUCCUCUCCCCGGUCUCUCACCGCUUGCCAGGUGCCCUCAGAGCUGUGGCCUCCUCGGCCCCGACCCUGGGGAGGAGUGGUCUGCGCCACCCCUUACUCUCUCCUAGAAGAGCAGGGUGCCGGGAGGGAGCAGAGGAGAGGGUGCUGCGGGAAGAGCCUGUGGGGGCCGGGUGCGAGCCGCAUCCUCUCAUGGUGGCUGACUUCUUACUCGGCCCUGAGCCCCUGAGCGUGAGCUUCUCCGACGUCCCCACAGCUGGAUUCCUGACAGGCCCCCCUCCCUACCACACACACUGCUGGACAAAUGGAGUGUUUAUUCCCACCUUCCUGAAAGCCCUGGAGCCCUGGGUCAGGGUCUGGCUGGUUCCCAAAGAGGAAUGGACGUGGUGUAAGGUCUGACUGUAGAGAGAGGCGUCAGAGAGACUCCCGCUUCCUGGAUAGGAUGCUCGGAUGGAGAGCUCGGGAAGGUCUUUUGUGCCACAGCACAGGGAAGCAAGGGAGCGCUCUCUGGCUGUGCCUUCGUGGAUCCACAGUUAGAGUGGAGUUGUCCCGGGGGACCAGCCGACCUGGGAGAAAAGCUGCCCCCCCCCCCCCCCCCCCCAUUGCUGUUGGUGAGGGGCCCAGAGGACCAGGAGCAGGUGUGAGUGGGGCCUGCCGUGGAAACUAUGGCUUCUCUGAGCUUUGGGACUUGGCUGCAUCCUGACCUUAACCUCUUGAUCCAAGGCAAUGACUCAAGAUUUUUAUUCACGGAAAAGAGCCGGAGCCCUGCCUGCUCUUCUUCAUCACCUCUCACCACUUUCUCCCCUGCCUCUCACCCCACUCAAUACCCCUGUUCUUUCUUGCAAGGAGGGAAUAACAUCAGGGAGCCCCUCAUCUUCCCCCAGAAAACCCCUUAUUCCUGCUGUAAAUUAUACCGUGUCCUCUCUCAUAUCUUGGUGCUGUCAGCUCUCUGAAGGUGGGCAUCCCUCCGUACCGCCACUCCCUCUUUGGAGAGCCCCCAGCCAGCAGCAGGCCCCCUGCCUGCACUCCCCAGCCUACCACCCCCACCCCCACCCCCGCCGCCUCAGGAAGGCACCUCUCAGUGGCCAGACAGCUGCUUUUCUCUCUGGUAUCACCUGCAGCAGCGGGUGGGAGCAGGAGAAGCUUCCUCCCCUCUCGUGGGAUGGAGAGGGUGCAGGGUCAGAGCUUAGUCUCACCCUCAUCCCCAGACCUUAUUCCCCUUCCAGGGAAGAAAAUGACCAAAUCCUUAUCCAGGAAAAAGCACCCACCACCUCCCUUUGAACAACCUUGAGCUCUGCCUUAGGGAGCAUCUCAAAGGUUCUGCCUUUGCGAGGUUGCUCCCAAGGAGGUCUGUCAGUCCUUCUGACCUCAGUCCAUUUGCGCCCCCACCGUCUGCCCUGACUCAGGCCGCUUGUACCGGCGGAUCUCCCGGAGCUUCUCCCCCCCGAUUCCUGCCUGGGCCAGGCCUGUGUGCACAGCCUCUCUGCCGAGUGCUCUGCGCUGCUCUUGACCUGCCAGCAGUGGACGUGGCACUCCCUUGGAGAGGACCUUGCAGCUUUACACUGGAAUAAGCCCACCUUUGCCCCUGCCCUACUGGCUCCCAGGAGAUUUUACCCAAAGGGGAGAGUUUUCAUUACUGGGAGGGCAUUGGAGGGCACCUUCCAAGAAUCAUGGGAUAACAGAAGCAUAUUUAGCAAGAGCUUUUCCUCUGAUCCCUGCUGUCUGUUGAAGGACACAGAAUGAGAAAUAUUUAUUGUCUUAGAUCAUGGGUUUCUGAUACCUCCUGCUCAAGGGGACCAAAAAGGACCCCAGUGUAAAUCCCACAUAAAGGGAGUUAAGUGUACAUGUCUCCCCUCAUUGGACACCUGGCACCGAGCCCCGUUGGUAGCCGGGCACUUGGUGUUGGGCCCUGCUUGUCCAGCUGCCUCUGCCACUUCCCAAGGGCUGCUGGGGGGUCGGGCUGGUCAGGGAGGCGCUGCCUGAGACCUGCAGGUCACUCCAUUGUUGGUGUUGAGCCCAUUCAGUCCUCAACCAUCAGUCUCUCCAUUUCCCCAAGGUCUUGGUUUUAAGAAGGAUAGCAGGCCUUUUACACCAGGCUUUUUGGUUUGUUUGUUUGGGGCGUGUUAAGAUACUAAUUUUGAGAUUUGUUUUUUAGUUGUAUCCACCCUAUUUCAGGUUAUUUUCAUUGAUUGUCAGAUGUGUAUGGUUCUUUUUAACCCUUUCUGUUUUUUUGUGUUUUUUUUUUUUUUAGAGGAAACUUUGAAGAUAAACUCCUUGAUAUAUAUAUAUAUAUAUAUAUAUAUAUAUAUAUAUAUAUAUAUUUUCUUUAGCAACUUGUUAUCACUGGAAUCAAAGGGAAAAAGUGAUCUCUUUUUGCAUUGGUUGUAUUUGUAUGUCACAAA